CGAAGGCAAUAAUAUGAGUUGUGCAGUCACACAGGGCGCUACACAAAAAACUGUCCCUUGUGCAGUCACACAGUGCUAUGCACAAAAAUCUGUCCUUCCCCGCCGCCGGGAUGGUUAUUGACGGCGUUGUCAGGGGUCGUGCUUUAACGAUAGAUGAGAGGACGGCUAUCGCUGCAGCGGUGAAUGUCGUCCUCUAUCGUUGUCAGUUGGAGAGAACCGCGGGAAAGAUGAAAGCAGCUGCUCGCACGCGACAGAAGGUGACGGCACUGGCGAGCAGCGGUGAGGGCUUGGACCUGGGAGCACUUUCGGACACCGUCCUCCAGGUGUGCUGCGCGUUGGGGUGCGGCGCCUUUCCGAGGGCGACUCCAAGAUGGUGGAUGAAGCGGCGGACGGGAGGAACAUGGGAGGACCUGUGCCAAAGCGACGACGCCGCCAACGACUACUUCAGAGACAAGCUCCGAAUGUCGCCACAUGUCUUCUGCGAAAUCGCGGAAACGCUUUCUCCAUACCUGCAAUGGCGUGUGACGUUUUACAGAGUGCCUUUGCAGCCGGAUCACAUCGUGGUGUACGCUCUCUAUAGGUGGGCGUCGGGUGAGACCUACGACAGCGGAACGUGCAGCUUCGGCAUCAGGAGGGCUUCUGGCAUCACGGCGGUCCGAGACGUUACCGCUGCCUUGCUUGCUGCGUACCUGGACAAGAUUUCGUGGCCCACUGGCGUGCAGAAGGCGGUCGUGUUGCGCGCGUUUGCAGACAAGGGAUUUCCAAAUUGCCACGGGUGCAUCGACUGCACCCACAUCUACGUGGACAAACCCGCCAACGCGAACGGGGAGGAUUAUUGUGAUCGGAAGAGGCGAUUCUGUGUGCAGGCGCAGGUUGUCGUCGACAUGAAUUUGCGUGUGCUGGACGUCUUCGUCGGUUACCCUGGCAGCGUGCAUGACAUGGGGAUGUUACAUCUGUCCAGUUUGUGGGAGCGCGUGGAGUCUGGACAACUUUUCACUGGCCCGCAUGUCAUGCUGCCGUUCGGUGUCCGAACAAAUGGAUACUUGCUCGGCGACAACGGCUAUCCCCAGUCGGAAUGGAUUGUCGUCCCGUAUGGAGGUCUCGCGCAGCAUCCCACGGAGGCACGGUUCGACAACAAGCAAAAGACGGCCAGGGGAGCGGUAGAGAGGGCGUUUGGAAGAUUGAAGGGCAUGUGGAGGUUAUUCCUGCGCACGCACAAGUGCAACAUGGACACGUUGCCGCAACAGUUCAUCGCGGUGUGCAUCCUCCACAACAUACUGAUCGACGCAGGCAUUCCCUUCGACGACAACCUGUUGUGGGAGGUCGGUCCGGAUGGCGUCCGAUGCAGGGUGGAUCUGGGCAUGCAUGCGCCGCUGCGUCCUGUUUGCAUGGAGUCGUCGACCGGGGACUCGCUCAUUUUGCGGGAUGCGUUGGCGGAGAGGAUGGGUGCGCAGUGAGGAUGGGUGGUUGUGGGAGUGGAUAGUCGAAGACGGUCAUGAUGCGGCGACACAUCGGAGCACACUGAAGUGGGGAGGCAACGAAGAGAUGAUGCGCCAGGAACGAUA
Messenger RNA from Chara braunii, 1565 nucleotides. NCBI's taxonomy places the organism in Eukaryota, Viridiplantae, Streptophyta, Charophyceae, Charales, Characeae. The record is from the annotation of a GenBank genome assembly.